ACACUUCCACGCAGCACUACGCCAGCCAACAUGAGGAUCGCCGUAGCCACUCUGCUGCUUCUGGUAGCUAUCGGAACCACUGACGCCUUAUGGCUCUUCGGCAACGGAGAAGCCAAAGACACAAAGGCGAACACGCACCAGGAGGACGCCAAACACGUGGUGAAGAGGGAAGCCUUAAAGGAGGAUGAGGAGGAGGAGGAGGAAGAGGAUGAGGACGAUGAGGAGGAAGACCAUCUUAUAAGCAAACGAGAGGCGGACGAGGACGAGGAUGAUGACGAGGAUGAUGAAGAAGAGGAGGAGGAAGAUGAAGACGAACAUAAUAUUGUGAAGAGAGAUACUGGAGACGCUGACGAAGAGGAUGAGGAUGACGAUGACGAAGAGGAAGAGGAUGACGAGGAUGAGGAGUAAUCAGCCAAGUUCAUGAAGAAGGCAGCCACGAGAGGGAGUCAGUGUAUAAAACACCUGUAAUCGUCAUCACUUACAUUCGUACUACAUCUGGAGAUUCAAAAUUGAUACGGAACCCUUGUGGCAUCUUUAGUCCUUAGAUCUUUGACCUUCACGUCUGCAGGUCCGACCUCCUCGCCAGUAUCAUCUCUACAUCUGUAACACCUGUACUAACUGACCAUCAAUAAAACUAAAAGCAAUGA
Molecule: messenger RNA, 647 nt
Organism: Portunus trituberculatus (swimming crab)
Lineage: Eukaryota; Metazoa; Arthropoda; Malacostraca; Decapoda; Portunidae
Product: nucleolin-like
Exons: 5
Coding region: 31-408 (125 amino acids)
Source: RefSeq, a predicted model, not a curated record